AUGGUGAAGGACCAGACACACUACUUUCUUAAUAAUCUCGUAGAAUUGAAUUUGAACUUUGAGACUCCUCUAAUCAAUGCCAAAUUGAACGAUGACUCUUCAUUCUUAUUGAGGUACUUUGCUCUUCAUCUUAAUGAUGUCGUUAAACUCUAUAAACUACAUAAUAUCAUUUUGUGCACUAAACCAGUUUACUCAGAAGAUAAUGAUGAAGAGACCAUCCACAAAACCCUGGAAUCUGUAAAGUAUUUCAGUAAGAUGUUCGAAACACUUGCGUGGAUUGACUGGAGCGACAACGUCUGUUAUGAAACGGAACUCAAAGUAAUUACUAUGGACAUCAUAUUGAGAGAUUUCAGUAUCAUGUUUUAUCACUUGGUCGUCCAAAUGGCGGUGAUAGUCAACAACAUCUUUACAUACCUUGCACAUUCGUCCGAAGAAACAUUAAAUGCAUUAACACAAUACGAUUUGCUGAUCCAACAACUUUAUAGCAUAUUAAAGAAACAGAAAGUUGUCAAAAAGGAUAACGUUCCUUCCAUUUUCUUUUCUGGUCUCAACCCAUUACUUAACUUCUCUCGGAAGUGGAAAACAUCAUCGGAUUCCGAGAAAGCUGAAGUUGAAAAAGAAAUUGAUGAAUUUGUGUCGUCAUUCAUGACUGAGAAUUCAAAGAACUUAAACACUUUGGAACACUUCAUUGAACGUGAGAACUCGAGUAUUGAAUUUAGAGGGAAAAAGAAGGUGAGUCUUUGCGCAUCACCAAUUGACCCGUUACUCCAUGACGACGAGUCUCCAGUGUUCAGAGUUACUUCCCCGUCGAUGGCCUUAACUAUAGCGCGUUCGAAGUCGACGAACACGGUAGACACCCAUCAAGUAUUUAAAACCCAAAAAAUAUCAUAUCUAGAUUAA
Molecule: messenger RNA, 900 nt
Organism: Entamoeba invadens IP1
Lineage: Eukaryota; Evosea; Mastigamoebida; Endamoebidae
Exons: 2
Coding region: 1-900 (299 amino acids)
Source: RefSeq, a predicted model, not a curated record